Cuscuta campestris is the source of this 1406-nucleotide messenger RNA. Lineage: Eukaryota; Viridiplantae; Streptophyta; Magnoliopsida; Solanales; Convolvulaceae. The record is from the annotation of a GenBank genome assembly.
GAACUUUCUCACCCGACAUUCUCUCUCUAAAAGCAUCGGAAUGCGCCUUUUAUGAUCUAGAGUUUCAGUUGGGAACGAAACUGAUUUUUCCGUCGGCGAAGUAUAAUCGGCCGAGGUCGGAUCUACUGCCAUAGCAGACGGCGAUCGGUGGCGGAGGAUGGCGGAAGACAAAUACAAUCUAAAGAACCCGGCCGUGAAGAGGAUUCUUCAGGAGGUGAAAGAGAUGCAGGCUAAUCCAUCCGAUGAUUUCAUGAGCCUCCCUCUCGAGGAGAAUAUAUUUGAAUGGCAAUUUGCAGUCAGGGGCCCCAGUGAUUCAGAGUUUGAAGGAGGAAUUUAUCACGGCCGAAUCCAGUUGCCUGCUGAAUAUCCUUUCAAACCGCCAUCUUUCAUGCUUUUGACUCCCAAUGGUCGUUUUGAGACUCAAACCAAGAUUUGCUUGAGUAUCUCAAAUCACCACCCUGAGCACUGGCAGCCAUCCUGGAGUGUUCGGACUGCAUUGGUUGCACUGAUUGCAUUCAUGCCAACCAACCCAAAUGGUGCCCUUGGAUCAUUGGACUACCCAAAGGAAGAAAGGCGUAAUCUAGCAAUAAAAUCCCGUGAGGGUGCUCCAAAAUUCGGGAACCCCGAUCGCCAGAAGCUGAUAGAUGAGAUACAUGAAUACAUGAUAAGCAAGGCACCCCUGAUUCCCCAAGCUAGCCCCACAGUCCCAGCCACUGAAGAAGAACAGGCCACAAACAGAGAUGGUGAGGUCCCAGAAACUUCCCAGAACCCCAUAACAGAGUCUGCCGAGGAUGGGAUCGUUGAAGAACAAGAAGAAGCCCGAUUGGUUGCACAUCCUGUGCAGACACCAUCAAGAGCGGCCGCUCCCUCCGUACACCUCCACGAGCAGCGUGUACUACUGCACCAGCCCGAACAUAGGGUACCCUCCGCCGGACCAGGCGAUGAACGCAUAUUCACAUGGGCAGCUGUGGGACUCAGCAUUGCCAUUAUCGUUCUUCUUUUGAAGAAGUUCAUGAAAGCCAGUGGACACGGCGUUGUCUUCAUGGACGAGUCUUGAGAUCUAAAGGUAAAAUACUGUGUACAUCUUGCCCCCCCCCCACCCCCACCCAAAGAACUCUACACUUGAAUACUGGAGCAGUAUAUAUUUUGCUAGACCAGAAAAUGUGGGUAAACAUGAAUAAUCCGUAUACCUAUCAGACUAUCACUAUAACUAUAUAAGCAUAUAGAAAUUGUUUAUUUGAUGUGAUGUUUGUAAACAAUUACUCAUGUGUACAAUGAUUGUUUAUUUGCUAGACGACUAUCACAAUGUUUCUUGUGUGCAAUGAUUACCAGUUUUCCAUGCUAAUUAUUUGCCAGUUCUACAACUAAGGAACCACUAACAUGUGAAAUCAAUGAAAAAAAGGGAA